AUGUACGUGAAUAAGUAUCUGUACCUGCCUAGCUACCUGUUUUGCUAUAGUCCCCACGCCUUGCAUGGCAAUCAGGAGUUAUUUCCCUGUGAAGUCUGUGGAAGACGCUUUGCAGCAGAUGUUCUGGAAAGACAUGGACCAAUAUGUAGAAAACUCUUCAACAAAAAGCGUAAACCUUUCAAUUCCUUGAAGCAAAGAUUACAGGGCACUGACAUUCUCACAGUGAGGAAGACUCCUCAGUCCAAGCCUCAGCCUGUAAGGAAAUCUAACUGGAGACAGCAGCAUGAAGACUUCAUUAAUGCAAUUCGAUCAGCAAAGCAGUGCACCCUUGCCAUUAAAGAAGGCCGGCCUCUCCCACCUCCACCCCCUCCAGCCAUCAACCCAGAUUAUAUUCAGUGUCCAUAUUGUAUGAGGAGGUUUAAUGAAACUGCAGCCACAAGACAUAUAAAUUUCUGCAAGGAUCAGUCUUCUCGAAGAGUCUUUGAUCCAGCCCAGACAGCAGCUAAAUUGGCAUCCAGAGCUCAGGGCAGGGCUCAGGUGAGUCCCAAAAAAGAACCAACUGUUACCAGUGCUGUGGGAGCUUUGCUACAGAACAGGGCUCUGGACACCCCAAAUGGGGUCCCCGCCAGGUCAGGAUUCGCUAUGGACCCUACUUCUGGAGCAAAACUCAGACAAGGACUUAGUAAAUCUCCUAAAAAAGAUUAACUCCUAGAGAUCAGACUGGCUCCAUGAAGCUCAUCAGCCUGGAUGGCCUUGUACCCAGGAAUGCCACCCAACAGGAAGGACAGACAAUGCCCAAGUUCUAGAGGCAUCACUUAGGAUAAGUAACACUAGCUUCAACUUUCC
This is a messenger RNA of Sciurus carolinensis (gray squirrel), 846 nucleotides long. RefSeq names its product zinc finger C2HC-type containing 1B (gene Zc2hc1b). The record is from RefSeq and is a predicted model, not a curated record. Bases 1 to 705 code for a protein of 234 amino acids. Lineage: Eukaryota; Metazoa; Chordata; Mammalia; Rodentia; Sciuridae. The transcript is spliced from 8 exons.